Messenger RNA from Mustela lutreola (European mink), 998 nucleotides. Its product is annotated as ubiquinol-cytochrome-c reductase complex assembly factor 3. The record is from RefSeq and is a predicted model, not a curated record. The transcript is spliced from 2 exons. The coding region runs from base 95 to 364 and encodes 89 amino acids. Gene Ontology annotation, biological process: mitochondrial respiratory chain complex III assembly; mitochondrial electron transport, ubiquinol to cytochrome c. Gene Ontology annotation, cellular component: mitochondrial inner membrane. NCBI's taxonomy places the organism in Eukaryota, Metazoa, Chordata, Mammalia, Carnivora, Mustelidae.
CGCUCUAGCCUGCGCGGGAGGCAGUGAGACGCCGGGGACGGCUUCCAGGCGGCGAAAGCUCCAGAGGGCCCCGUCGCCGGUGGCGCGGUCGGCCAUGGAGACUUUACGCAAAGCGCUGGUCGUGGGUGCCCUUCUGGGCGCGGGGGCUGGCGUGGGCUCCGCGCUCUUUGUCCUCGUGACCCCGGGAGAGGAGAAGAAGCAGGCGAUGCUGAAGGAGAUACCCGAGCAGGACCCGCGGCGCAGGGACGAGGCGACCAGAACCAAAGAGUUAGUGCUGGCCACUCUGCAGGAGGCAGCGACCACGCAGGAGAACGUGGCCUGGAGGAAGAACUGGAUGGUCGGCGGCGGCGGGAGGUCAGCGUGAGCCCGGACCUCCCUGGUGGGCGCUGGCACCUUGCUCCCGCGCAGGAGUCCGGCGCGGCCUUUCUCCUCCGUAGGCCCGGUAGGGAGUCCGGACCCGGGAUGCCGCGCCCAGGCCUCGUUGAGACCCCGGGAGCCGCUGCGGGGUGAGCACGUCCCGCCGCCACCCGCAGACGCUGCACUGAUAGUCCGUCCUGCGUCGCGGGCCAGGGCGUGGGAUGUGGCUAACUGAAGGAACCAAUAAAUCACGUUCCUCCGUCCGGUCAGUGAGCCCUGCGGUCUGACGCCUGUGUCUAGAGUGUUCUGGGGAUCCGUGUAGGGGACGCGGAUGACUGUGAGUCCCACCGGUCCUGCAACGACCACGUUUUCCAAACACAAGCCAGGUCAUGUGGUCUGAGGGGCCUUUCGGUGAUAACCAGGAGACGUUCUCGAAAUCAGAACUAUCCUGGAAAAUCCUGUAGCAGUAGAUGCCCAUGGAGGACACUUUGGGUGAGGUUGGAGAGGGGCUGUUGGUAUUUAGCAUGUGCGGUGAUGAUUUCUGUGGCUACCGAACCGUUGGAGGCCAAUUUAAAUUGCUGAGCGAAAGGAGCGUGCUUUAAGUCAGACAGAUCUUGAUUAAAGUCCUGCCUAUUACAAAA